Molecule: messenger RNA, 781 nt
Organism: Physeter macrocephalus (sperm whale)
Lineage: Eukaryota; Metazoa; Chordata; Mammalia; Artiodactyla; Physeteridae
Product: protein FAM78A
Exons: 1
Source: RefSeq, a predicted model, not a curated record
ACGGGCCUUCCUCUCCUCAGGUCCAGCUGGGAGCUCCCGGACCUCCAGGAAGGCAAGAUCGAGGCCAUCAGCGACUCGGACGGGGUGAACUACCCCUGGUACGGCAACACCACGGAGACCUGCACCAUCGUGGGCCCCACCAAGAGAGACUCCAAGUUCAUCAUCAGCAUGAAUGACAACUUUUACCCCAGCGUCACGUGGGCCGUGCCCGUCAGCGAGAGCAACGUGGCCAAGCUGACCAACAUCUACCGGGACCAGAGCUUCAUCACGUGGCUGGUGGCCACCAACACCGCGACCAACGACAUGAUCAUUUUGCAGACGCUGCACUGGCGCAUGCAGCUUGGCAUCGAGGUGAACCCCAACCGGCCCCUGGGCCAGCGCGCCCGGCUGCGGGAGCCCAUCGCCCAGGACCAGCCCAAAAUCCUGAGCAAGAAUGAGCCCAUCCCGCCCAGCGCCCUGGUCAAGCCCAAUGCCAACGACGCGCAGGUCCUCAUGUGGCGGCCCAAGUACGGCCCGGCGCUGGUGGUGAUCCCCCCUAAGCACCGGUAACAGCCAGGGCGCCCGCGAGGUGACACCCAAAUAAUCACACCGCGCAAACAACCCGCACGGGCUCUGCAGUCGUUCAGCGAAAUACAACCUUUCUACCUUCUCCAGCGGGCGGAUCUCACUGUGCGAACGCGCGGGGAUGCCCCCCCCCCCACCCCCCCGCCCUCCUGGGACCUGCUUCCCCCGGGGGGAGGGAGGAGACCCAGGCGGGACCGACCGCUCCACGUGCGCCCUC